AUGCAGGAUCCUAUUAACAUCUCGGAAAACAUAUCUGACAAAUCCUUUGUUCAGUACAGAACGAACUUUGGUGUCAACUUAGGCGGUUGUUUUGUCCGUGAAAAAUGGAUGUUCGAAAAUUCAAUGAUGGGUGAUGAAUGGAAUCAUAAGACUGAGCUCCAGGCUCUCAAGCUAGAAGUAGGAGCACGGAACCAUGAUGGCGCUCGUGAUUUCUUGGAGAACUUCUGGCGCGGCUUCAUGAACGAUGGUGACUGGGAUUGGAUUCGAUCCAAGGGAAUGAACAGCGUCAGAGUGCCAAUCGGAUACUGGAAUAUUGAUGGAGGAAAUUUUACUGGAGGCACCAAGUUCGCUCCAUAUGCUGAUAUUUAUAGGAACUCAUGGCAGAUCUUCAAGUCUCACUUUAUCGAGGCAGCAGCAAGAUUCAAUAUCUCUGUUCUAGUGGACGUACAUGCUUUACCUGGAGGUGCGAACGCAGACAGCCACAGCGGAGAAGAGCACACUGCUGAUUUCUGGUGGGAUGAAGGGAAGCAGGGCCUAAUGGUGGACGCAGUCCGCUUCAUUGCCCGUGACUUGAGAGGCUACAACAACAUCAGUGGAAUUCAAAUUGUGAACGAAGCUAUGGACGUCAAACCUAAAGACAGUCUGUACAGAUAUUACGAGAGGGCUAUGAGGGCAAUUAGAGAGGAGGACAACUCGGUUCCGGUUGUAAUCUCAGAUGGUUGGUGGACCCCGAAUUUUACUGGUUGGAUCAAAAACCUCCAGGGAGAUGACCAAAACUUUGGCUUUAUCUUGGAUGCACAUUGCUACCGGAUGGUCACUGGAGAAGAUAAAGGCAAGAGCGCCCAGCAAAUCACUGAUGAUCUUGAAGGAGACUUUGUGAACGGCUCUAAAUUUAUUACUGAUGAGGAGAAGAAGGUAGUUGAUCUCAUGCUUGGUGAGUUUACUUGCGUUCUUAGUGGAGAAAGUUGGAGUCACUCAGGCGUGAAUCCUGGUGAACGAAAUGAUCCAGGCAGAAGAGAAUUGGCAGCUAGAUUUGGUCGUAAGCAGAUUGAACUUGCAUUGAAAAGAACUCCUGCAGCCAUCUAUUUUUGGAGCUACAAAUUUCCAUACGAUUGGGGCGAAUGGGAUGCCAGAGAGGUAUUCAAUGGAUAUAUUGGGGCACCCUCAGUCUCAAUGCCACCGGGUGGUCUUUUCGAAGAACUUCGUGACGGAGAAUACAAUGGGCAUAUCAAAUAUUGGACUGACAAAGGCCUCAACUAUGAUUUUGACAGAUACAAGCUAGGCUUCGAAGCUGGAUGGUCAGACGCCUAUGCAUUUGCAGAGCGCGGUGCUAUGGUUGGGCGUAAACAAGCCCUCAAAUUUGCAAGAAAACAACAACACAUUCGAGAGAGAGGAAAUCUGGGUGAUAUCUGGCAGUUUGAACAAGGCUACGACAAGGCUUUGGAACAUUUUGCAAACAGGUGCUACCGGACCUAA
Australozyma saopauloensis is the source of this 1476-nucleotide messenger RNA. Its product is annotated as glycoside hydrolase family 5 protein. Gene Ontology annotation, molecular function: glucan endo-1,6-beta-glucosidase activity. Gene Ontology annotation, biological process: glucan catabolic process. Gene Ontology annotation, cellular component: extracellular region; cell surface. The transcript has a single exon. The coding region runs from base 1 to 1476 and encodes 491 amino acids. Lineage: Eukaryota; Fungi; Ascomycota; Pichiomycetes; Serinales; Metschnikowiaceae. The record is from RefSeq and is a predicted model, not a curated record.